AUGCCGGGGAGAAUAGAAGUCGGUAGUCGAUGGGUGCAAAUGGAAAACUCCGGAAACAGUCUACAGAACUUUGAAGUUGCCUAUGACGAUGAUAGCCAAGAUGCUUAUUCCCCACCCGACGAAGCAGUCUACCGAAGCAACGCAAAUCUCUCCUCAGGUGGACUCAAUGAUGGCCUCACGCCCAAACCCCCUCAUUCUGCAUUUUCGGAUGGCUCAGAUCUUCUAGAAACAACCGUUGUCCCACGUCCAGAAACACCCUCUCAGACUCUACACCAUCAUCAUCAUCACCAUCAUCAUCAGCAGCAGCAUUCCCUUCAUGGUCAAACGUCGUCACAAACUCAAGCACUUAUGUCGUCUUCAUCGUCUCAAAGUUCUGCAAAUGCCACUCCAACAUCCUCCACCUCGAUGAUGAUGAUGUCUCAUUUCCAUCACCACUCUCAGCAACAGCAGUCUGGUCUAAUAGACAAACGAGUGUCACAAGAAUUUAUGCAUGAUCCGGCUUCUCUUGAAUGGAGAAACAGUGUUCAAAGACAUACGCACAUCAAUGGUCCAGAUGGAAUGAAUAACCCGAUACAACCUGAAAUGCCAGGGCCACCACCACCACUUCGAGGACUACCCCCCGGACGACUUCAAGUGCCCGGUCAACAACCACCAUCAUACCAGCACCACCCCUCUCCUCUCCCCACUUCUCCUCACCAUCAUCAUCAACAACAACACGGUCCACCCUCUUCGAUGCAACCCAACAUUCCUUCACAGUCUCAAACUCAAUCACAGGGUCCACAACCUCUACCCCCACCACCGCAGUCAUCGCCGAAUUCUGCUGCAGACACGAGCUCCAAUCAUGGCGGAGGUCCAAUGGGCUCGCAGACAUCAGGGGCUGCCGGUAGUGGUAGUUCUUCCGAACCCACAACCGUAGUGACUUUCUUCGUGUGCGAAGUCUGUGCCUCAAGGUAUCGAUCGACUGCGGGUCUGAGGUAUCAUUAUCACAGUCAACACGCAGGGUAUACUCCCCGAAAUCCCAUUUCCGCUUCGGCAUCCAGAAUCAGCAUACCAACUUCGGAGUACAAUAGAUUUGCACCUAAUACGGGUCCUCGUGGUGGACGGAAUGGUAGAACGAAAAGAAGCCGAAGUAAGCUUAUAAAUACUAUGCUGCUUUGA
Molecule: messenger RNA, 1158 nt
Organism: Rodentolepis nana
Lineage: Eukaryota; Metazoa; Platyhelminthes; Cestoda; Cyclophyllidea; Hymenolepididae
Source: the annotation of a GenBank genome assembly